AUGUCUUCUCCUCCUACUACCGCUCCAGCUUCAGCCAAAAAUGGACCUUCACCUAUAGAGAACUUCCAAGGAUACUUACCGCAUCUGACACAGGCUCUAGAUAAUCUAACGAAUCACGCUGCGAAUUUACCGUCCAAAUCGGAUCUAUCAUUCCACCGAACGCUCGAUAAGAAAUUCGCUACGGAUCUGGACAGUGCGAGCGAGAGGAUACUCAAGUUGACUGAGAGGUUGUUGGACCUGGUGGAUAAAUCUCAACAAGCGCAGAAGAACCCCUCUAACCAAUUGCCGAAAAUCGAUCAGGUGAAAGUUGCCAAGAUCAAAGGGAAAGGUAAAGGGACUAUCAACAGACGGAAGUUGGGUGAUGAAGAUGAUGUGGUUGAUGGAUUUAAGCAGAGUGUCAUGGGUGUUGUAGAUGGUCUGUUGGAAGAUGCCGACUCAUGUCUUGAUGAAGUCAGUGGGCAGAAGAAGAAAGCAGCCAUCGCUGUGAAGCCUCAUCUAGCUGCUCAAGCAGGUCAAAAACUCCCCGGACCAUUUUCCAAGCAAGCCGCUCGAUUACCUCAAAACAUCCUUCACGCUUCUGAUAUACCCAAGCCGCAAUUACUCUUCCACGAGCCUAUUGACAAUACACCGACUACAUCACCUUGGAGACCCAAACUUAGCAGUAAACCACACUCGAUGGUACCGUUGGAUUUCGUCCCAGCCUUAGAUUAUAGUCUAAGUAUGGAAGAGGAAUUGGAUCCAUCCAAGGAAUAUUGGAGGAGGGAAAGAGAAAUUAGACUUAGACAGCAUCCAUAUUACUACGAAACUAAGCAUCUCCCAUAUCCCACUUCACUAUUCAUCAAUUCUCCUCCAGUCAAGCCCAAAUCAUUCCAAGAUACCCCUUUCCAAUUUGUCGAUACUCCCGAACAAUUAGUGGAAUUAACGGAGAUACUGAGAAGGUCGAAAGAGAUUGCGGUAGAUCUGGAACAUCAUAAUAUGCGAAGUUAUUCUGGGUUUACAUGUUUGAUUCAGAUCUCAACGAGGGAGGGUGAUUGGGUGAUUGAUGCGCUGAAAUUGAGGAAGGAGCUGAAAGAAGAUAAGUUGGGUGAUGUGUUUACAAAUCCUGGUAUCAUCAAGGUAUUUCACGGUUCAGAUAGUGAUAUCGUCUGGUUGCAACAUGAUUUCGAGAUAUUCGUUGUCAACCUGUUUGAUACAUACCAUGCUACGGUCGUCUUGCAGUAUACGCAACGAUCUCUGGCCAGUCUCCUGAAAACAUACUGCAAUUUCGAAGCUGACAAGCGAUACCAAAUGGCUGAUUGGCGAAUUCGCCCCCUGCCAGAAGGGAUGUUACAUUAUGCUCGAUCGGACACUCAUUUCCUCCUAUACAUAUAUGAUAACCUGAGAAACUCUUUGUUGGAACAAUCAUCCAGACCACCUUCACCUGAUCCCAAUGGGAAUCCCGUGAUUGAAGUUACUCGAAGAAACCCGCAACAAGCUAUGAGAGAGGUAUUGGGCAGGUCGGAAGAUACAGCUUUGAAGAUGUAUGAAAUCGACGAGUAUAACGAAGAGACUGGAAAGGGAACGGGAGGAUGGAUGGGAGCAGCGAAGAAAUGGUUGAACAAAACUGUGGUGGAUGAAGAACCAGGCUGGGUUUGGAGGAAGUUACAUGCUUGGAGAGAUAGACUGGGUAGGGAGUUGGAUGAGAGUCCGAUCUUUAUCAUGCCACAAGAUAUCCUCAAGAACCUAGCAUUACUCCGUGGAACCGCACCAAUCUUGAUCAAACAAGCUAUCAACCCUGAUCGAGCACCGAUCGCAGCAGCUCGUUUGGAAGAGAUCGGCCAAAUCAUCAAACAGGCUAAAGCAGAAUGGCAAGCCAACCAACUUGAAGAAAGCCAGAAAGCUGCGGGGUUAGAGGAAGCCGCUCGAAUCAAGAAGCAGGGCAUUAUUCAGAAGCAACAGCAGAAGAUGCUUGAAUCUCAACCUAAACCUAUUCCAGAUGUUUGGGAUGCUAUCACUGUUCCUGGUCCUUCAGCCACUACUUCAUCAUCAACGAAAUCGAGUAAAAAUUCUGGAUUGUUCGGUUCGACGAUCAAAUCUUCUUCUUCCUCUUCGACUUCGACCCCGUCAUCCUCAAAGGUAGUGAACAGUUCGAAAUUGACAUCGUCUCUGUUCGGCUCGACAAUCGUCCAACAAGGUAAAGGUAGGAAACCUCGCAAUACCAAUAGGAAGAACAAGGAAUUAUCACCUGGUUUUGAGAAUGUACAGAACUCCAUACAUGGUGAAUUGCAAAGUACGAAACAAGCUGUAGAAUUACUUGUUCCCGAACAAGUACCAUACGUACCUCCCACUGAGAGAGGUGCGAACAUGAACGAGAAAGUCAAUGGGAACAGCUCGACAACGACGAUAUCGAAGACGGAAGAUAAGGAAGAUAUCGCGACUGGAGCUCAACCUGUACCUAUACCUGUGCACAGCAAGAAGGAGGAAGGAGGUAUUGUGCAAGUCAAGAAAUCACGUAAACCAAAACGUGAGAGGGGAGCAUCGUCGUCUUUACCUUCUACUUCGGGAGUUGGAAGUACCAAUGGAACCGAGAAUGUAAUUGGAGGGAAGAAAGUCAAGUUGGAUACUACUACUGAUACAUCGACACCGAAUGGAAAUGGGGAGCAAGUGAUCAAAAGUAAGAAGGAGAAGAAGACGAAGAAGGUCAUCAAACCUGAUGAAAUUCCCGAUUUUGAUUAUUCUUCUAUGCCGAAUAUACUGGACCAACCCGAUAGUGCGAUGGGUAAGGAGGGUAAAGAGAAGAAGAAGAAGAGGAAAGAUAAGAAAGGCGGUAAUGGUGGUAUAGGUGCGAUCGAAGCUCCUACAUUCGGAGCGAGAGCCGCAAGGGAUAUGAGUCAGCCUAAAGGAGGUAAUAAGAGUGGGACGUUUACUUGA
Molecule: messenger RNA, 2910 nt
Organism: Kwoniella mangroviensis CBS 8507
Lineage: Eukaryota; Fungi; Basidiomycota; Tremellomycetes; Tremellales; Cryptococcaceae
Exons: 7
Coding region: 1-2910 (969 amino acids)
Biological process (GO): exonucleolytic trimming to generate mature 3'-end of 5.8S rRNA from tricistronic rRNA transcript (SSU-rRNA, 5.8S rRNA, LSU-rRNA); nuclear polyadenylation-dependent rRNA catabolic process; nuclear polyadenylation-dependent snoRNA catabolic process
Cellular component (GO): nuclear exosome (RNase complex); nucleolus
Molecular function (GO): 3'-5'-RNA exonuclease activity; single-stranded RNA binding; nucleotide binding
Source: RefSeq, a predicted model, not a curated record